Molecule: messenger RNA, 1056 nt
Organism: Dendronephthya gigantea
Lineage: Eukaryota; Metazoa; Cnidaria; Anthozoa; Malacalcyonacea; Nephtheidae
Product: putative nuclease HARBI1
Exons: 2
Coding region: 1-1056 (351 amino acids)
Source: RefSeq, a predicted model, not a curated record
AUGGUGAUUUACCGGAUUCCAGGUUUUCAUUUGCCUUUAAAUAACCUACCUCGGGUGAAUAGACGAGCAGAGCGAGUUUUUAGGCGAGAAAUCCCAGAUGAAAACAUUUUACAAUACUAUUCCGACAGCGAAUUGCGAGCAAGGUAUCGUUUCGGUAGAGCAGCAAUUUUAAACAUCGUCCGUCUUAUCGAAGAGGAAAUACGUCCUGCAACGAACCGAAGCUUUCCAAUCUCGGCAACGAACCAAGUGUUGAUAACACUAAGAUUUUUGGCAACAGGCAGCUUUUUGCAAGUUACAGGUGACACGAUCGCAGGGGCAGAUAAAUCCACUGUUAGUCGAAUUGUUCGUCGUGUAACUUUAGCAAUCGCUCAUAAACUCGACGCUUUUGUAAAGUUUCCAGCAACACAACGCGAGAAGGCCCUCAUCAAACAAGGUUUCUACAACCUUGGAGGUUUUCCAUGCGUUAUCGGAUGUGUCGACGGGUCCCAUAUUAGAAUAAUAGCUCCAUCGGAAAACGAGUGCAAUUUUGUCAACAGGAAGGGAUAUCACAGCAUAAAUAUACAAGGGAUCUGUGAUCACAAAGGGAAGUUUCUUAAUGUUGUUGCAAAAUGGCCUGGUGCAACCCAUGAUAGCCAUUUCUUCAGAACAUCCGCAAUUGGGCUUGCACUAGAAGGUACAACAUUAGAUGAUGGUGUUCUUCUUGGUGACAGUGGGUAUCCAUGUUUACCAUAUCUGAUCACACCAUACAACAACCCCAUUACCAUCCAGCAACGUCGAUUCAACCGAGCACAGAAAUGCACAAGAUCCUCUAUUGAAAGAGCUUUCGGAAUGUUGAAACGAAGAUUUCAUCUCUUGCAUUCUGAAAUUCGAAUGGCCCCAGACAGAGUUUGUACGCUUGUUGCUGCAUGUUGUGUUCUUCAUAACAUUGCAAUUGAUUACCAUGAACCAAUGUGGGAUGAUGAUGACAAUCAAGAUGAAUUAGACCUUGGUCAUGCCUAUGAAGGUGCAAACAGGGGGGAAGCUGUCAGAAGCCACAUUACAAACACAUAUUUUUGA